CAGUUUGCCGGAGCAAUAUCGUGACUUUCAAAAAAUAUUUAAUUUUUCUCUAUUUCAAGACUAAAUCGUUUGCAGAAAAAUGGCCGCUUCAGUGGUGAAUACAUACGCAGAUCCGUACUCUGCGGAAUGGAUGAAUGCUCCUCAUAGCACGGGUACUUCGAUCAUGGCCUGCGUGUUCGACGGUGGGGUGGUGAUUGGAGCGGAUUCCCGGACCACUACAGGGGCGUACAUCGCAAAUAGAGUAACGGACAAACUCACCAAGAUCACUGAUCAUAUUUACUGCUGUCGCUCCGGUUCUGCCGCCGAUACACAGGCUAUUGCUGAUAUUGUCAAGUAUCAUUUAAAUUUUCACAGAAUGGAGCUUGGUGAGAAGCCUCUGGUCAAGACAGCUUCGGCUAUCUUCCGUGAGCUUUGUUAUAACUAUAGAGACCAGCUGGUGGCUGGUAUUCUAGUUGCUGGAUGGGAUAAGAAGCAUGGAGGUCAAAUCUAUUCUGUUCCAAUCGGAGGAAUGCUGUCACGUCAGAAUGUAUCAAUUGGAGGCUCUGGUUCUUCCUACGUAUAUGGCUAUGUUGAUGCUAACUUCAAACCUGAUAUGACUCAACAAGAGGCCAUGGACUUUGUCACUAAGACACUGACAUUGGCCAUUCUCAGAGAUGGUUCCUCUGGUGGUGUGGUACGUCUUGGUGUGAUCACUGAAAAAGGUGUGGAACGAUCUGUCAUCUUGGGAGAUCAGCUACCCAAAUUCUAUGAGGGUUAAUUUUGUAUUCCGAUUAUUUUAAGGCUUU
This is a messenger RNA of Hyposmocoma kahamanoa, 785 nucleotides long. It is a transcript of the gene Prosbeta1, whose product is annotated as proteasome subunit beta type-6. The coding region runs from base 80 to 757 and encodes 225 amino acids. The transcript has 4 exons. Lineage: Eukaryota; Metazoa; Arthropoda; Insecta; Lepidoptera; Cosmopterigidae. Gene Ontology annotation, cellular component: proteasome core complex. The record is from RefSeq and is a predicted model, not a curated record. Gene Ontology annotation, molecular function: threonine-type endopeptidase activity.